Mya arenaria is the source of this 4410-nucleotide messenger RNA. RefSeq names its product matrix metalloproteinase-2-like. The transcript is spliced from 12 exons. Gene Ontology annotation, cellular component: membrane; extracellular matrix. Lineage: Eukaryota; Metazoa; Mollusca; Bivalvia; Myida; Myidae. Gene Ontology annotation, molecular function: G protein-coupled receptor activity; zinc ion binding; metalloendopeptidase activity. Gene Ontology annotation, biological process: G protein-coupled receptor signaling pathway; extracellular matrix organization; proteolysis. Bases 1 to 2010 code for a protein of 669 amino acids. The record is from RefSeq and is a predicted model, not a curated record.
AUGGCUGUGUGCGGUCUUUCCAUCAUCUGUUCAGGUCUUUCCCUGAUGACUAUGUCCUUGGAUAGAUUCUGCGCCAUUGUGUUUCCACUUCGUCAUAUGUUACGGCAUAAGACAAACACGCGACGUGUGCGGUUUAUGAUUGGCGCCAUCUGGACAAUCUCCAUACUGGCGUCCUUCGUUCCAACGUUCAUGAUAGGAAGCAGAUCGACAUUUGAGACAAAGGUUUGCUCUCAGAGUACGAGGAUUUCCAGAGAAGUCUCCAUCGCAGUGGUUGUGUUUUUAACCAUUCAGCUCGUGUUUAACAGUGUUCUAUUUACAUUUGUGCUAUGGAAGAUAAGGUCCACUCAGAAACAAAAAGCGAAGGAUUUGAGUAUCAAUGGGAAAACUAAUGACUACCUGAGGAAGUACGGCUACCUAGAGUCCUCAGACGGGCGAUCGGGCAGCCUUAUCUCCGAGGACUACUUCCGGCAGGCGGUAUCAAAGUUCCAGAAGCUGGCUGUACUUCCUGUUACUGGUGAGCUUGACGCCGAAACUCGGCGGACGAUGCAACUGCCUCGGUGUGGGGUCAAGGACGCUCAAGGCACCGGAAACAGGGCUAGACGGAAACGUUACGCCCUGCAUGGCAGCAAGUGGCGGAAGCGUGAGAUCGCGUACCGGAUAUCGCAGUACUCCCGCAAAGUGCCCGUGGACGCUGUACAGGUGGAGCUGCAGAGGGCGUUCGAUUUAUGGUCAGAGGUAAUUCCUAUCAAAUUUAUCAGGAAGGACUACGGGCCGGUUGACAUCGAGAUCAAGUUUGUAAAUGGUCACCAUGGCGACAACACGCCGUUUGACGGAAGUGGCCAAACGCUCGCGCAUGCAUACUUUCCGCAAUACGGAAGUGACGCUCAUUUUGACGACGACGAAAAAUGGACUAUUAACAUUGCUGAUGGCGUCAACCUUUACCAGGUAGCGGCGCACGAGUUCGGCCACUCGCUGGGACUAGCGCACUCGGAUGUCCGGAGCGCCCUAAUGGCGCCUUUUUACCGCGGCUAUGACCUCCACUUCCGCCUCGACCAGGAUGACAUUAUGGCUAUACAGGAACUGUAUGGUACCAAAGAAAGUAUUCAUACCACUACUACACGUGCCCCAGUGUUUUGGACCACAAAAGCAGCUGACGUCACUAUUCUCGAUAUAUGCAGGAACGCGACAAUUGACGCGAUAACAAGAACUGAUGACGGCAUCACAUAUGUGUUCAAAGGAGAGUAUUAUUACCGGUUGAGUAACCAGGGGAUCGACACGGGGUAUCCACGAAAGAUUGAGUGGGAUUGGGGCGCCAUACAGGGACCAAUAGACUCCGCCCUCACCUGGCCUAAUGGAUGGACAUUCAUUUUUAAAGGAUCGUACUACUGGAAAUUCCACAACCUGAGCCUCAAGUACGGCCCCAAGAACAUCUCGGAGGGCUUCGACGGUAUCCCCGCCCAUAUCGACACUGCCUUUGUUUGGAGCGGCAACGGGAAGACAUAUUUCGUCAAGGGCAAUAAAUACUGGCGUUACUAUGGCAACAAAAUAGAUUACGGCUACCCGAGGGACCUGCAAAUUUGGCGCGGUUUGCCGAGUAAUAUAGACGCAGCUUUCCAGUGGAAGAAAGGCCGGACGUAUUUUUUCUCCGGGGACAAAUAUUACCGAUAUAACGAUCAAAUAUUCAAUGUGGAUGCGGGCGGGUAUCCCAGAGAUAUUUCCACCUGGUGGCUUGGUUGCCCGGACAAAUCUCAAAUAGUAGCCUACGAUCGUCAAAAAUCUAUGCAAGCUAAUAACAGAAGACAUGGUCUCACAUAUAACAGUGAAAGUGCUGAUUCAGAAGAGCAGUGGAUAACUGUAGACUCGGGAGUAACAUUACACAGUGGGGCCAGGGGCGACGGUGAUAUUCAAGUCGACCAGGACGUUCAUAGUGGUGCAAACAACCAUUUUGUGUGCGAGAACGUUGUAGUAUUUGUUAAUGUAUAUUUAGUUUUUCGUUUGUGUAUAUCUUAGAGUGAUAGUUUAUUCAUUUUCACGUGUGUAUUUAUGCAUUCUUGUGACUACUUUGGUCACCCAUAGUAAACGAGGGGGCGUAAUCAAUUAACAUCCUAGACGGAUGUUAAUCUAAGAAAAUACUGAAGGCGUUAUUUCACUAAUGUAAGGCCCCAAUUUCUCGAAACUUCUUAAGCUUUAUAGGCUUAAGUCGCUUAUUUCAAUUAGCCAAAAUGCAUACUGAAAAUGGAUUUUGAUAAAUGAAAAAUGGUUUAUUCUGAAAAUCAUACAGAUAAUUCCUACACAAUUUCUAAAAAAUAUUGAAGAAGUAAAUAUAACACAUUUUAUAGAACAACAAAAAUAGUGAGAAAAGCUUAAUCCUGUUAUAAGGGGCUUAAGAAGUUUCGAGAAAUCGGGGCCAAUAAUGAUAUCAAUUGAUCAAUACUCGUAAUGGGCUCCCUACGGUGGGUCUAUGAAUAAGGGUAAGCAAUUAAAAGUUAAUCGAGUUAUUUAGUGGUUGCAGUGUGUUCAAAAUCCAUAUUCAAGUUACAUUGCGGUGAUGACUGUAUUGCUAAGGCUUUAAGUUGGAGAAUGUAAACAAGUGGUUCCCAUAGCGACUAUAACACUAUUUUUAUUCAAUCAGAAUAGUAAAUGGUUAUAUCGGGGAGCAGUAACUUUACAUUCUUCUAGUUUUAAAGCACGAGCGGCACUUACAUCCAACCAAUACAGAUUAGGAUACAACCUACAUGUUUAGCCAAAUAAAUUGCUGAUAGGCAGUCAUUGAGUAGUAGACGUAAUCAUUAAGAAUUUCAACUUCCGCGCGUGUUUAAAGAUCAGCCUACUGCCACUCAUCAGAUACACGCUCUCUGUGUCAGAUUUUGCGUUGACAAUGUGUCAGCCAAUGAGGUUGUAUUCUAAGUCAGGUAGAUCACAUAAAGUGCAUUCUUAAUGAUUAAGAAGGAUUCGUUUGCUACGCUCACUCUGCCCAUUCUUAAUCAUUAAGAAUUCACUUCAUGUCAUCUACCUAAUACUUAAAAUAACUUGGAAUAAAUUUGAGAUCUAGCUUGACUUUCAUUUCAUGUUGAUAUCGUAUUUAAAGUUACGAAACCAAGGUGGAUAUCAGAAUGUUAGAUCUACAAUCGUUGGAGGAGAAAUACAUUUCAUAAUGCGUUCAUGUAUCUUAAAUGAGAACCAUUUAAUCAAAUCAUAUUCUUUGUUGCGUGAGAGAUGGACCCCAAAUGUAAUAUUUAAGAUGCAAUGUUGGUAGAUGCCAUAAAAGCAUGUUUUUAUACCAUAACGGAUAUAAGUAUAUCAAUUUUAAUGCCGUUUGUGUAAAAACAUAGUGAGAAUUUUUGUGAGCGCAAAUAUCUAGUUGUUUUUUUCGCUGUCCAUUUUCUGGCAAAUGCCGAGAAGUUGCGAUUGCCACUAUGUAUGUAAAUGUAUGUACACAUGACGUGUCAGAAUAAUACCAUUACCAAAGGUUGACCAAUGUUAUGUGUUCGUCAAUGUAUCGUCUAAACGCACGCUAUAGAGUAUAGUAUUCUGAUGAGUUUACAUAAUAAAGUUACAGUGGAACCCCAUUGGCUCGAAUUCGCUUGGCUCGAAUUCCUCGUUGGCUCGAAAUGGAUAUAAAGGACCAAUCUCUAUAUACUGAAGGUAACCAUUUCCGCUUGGCUCGAAUUUUUCGAGGCUCGAGGUAUUUUCGCCGGUCCUUGGGAGUUCGAGCCAACGAGGUUUAACUGUAUACGUCAUGAAUUUCCUGGGAAACGGGGAUUCUAAUAGGUGUGUCUUCGUCUAUAUAGAAGGGACAUUGCACUUCAUAAAAGAAAUUCAUUUAUACAUGUACGUAUAUAUGCCGACACAAUUUUACUCGUAUCUGUAUUGGAAAUGACCUUGGGUAUUUUUCUCAUAAGUACAUGGUAUUUAAUCUCUGAUAGAGCAUCUUUUAGCUUAUGUUAAGCUGACAUGACUGAAAAAGAUUGGCAUAUAAUUUUAGCGUUAUAAAGACUAUGACUGUAUAUGAAACACUGUACAAUAUUUUUAUGUAAUUCUUAAUUUCCAGUAUACGUUCAAAUCAAUGCAGAAUCAUAUUACGAUUAAUGUAUUAAUCGUGAUGGGAAUUAUGACAUGAUUCCAACGCACCUGCGUACUGUUCAUUGUAUCUGUUCCUACAUGAUCGACAUUAUUCAAUGUGUGAUGUAUUUCACAGGUGACAAUGUAAGGUACAAACUAUAUCUCAUAUAACAAUGCAAUACUCAUAACGUGUGUUCUUUUAAGAAUAAAGUAUAACAUACCUACAUUGUUCUUAUGUGUUAAUGUCUGCAUUUCCCCCAACUGAACCAUUUUUUUCAAUAGACAUUUGAAUUUUCUUAUGAGCAAUGAUUUAGAAUGCAAACAUUGCAAUUUAAUAAGUACAACAUG